AUGGCGUGGGCUCUUAUGGCUGCGGCAGUCCUUAAGGAACCUCACGUUGAGGACACACCAAUUGAGAAUAGUAUUCCAGACAGCCAUGUCGAAGUAGAGGUUUACUAUUGUGGUUUGAGUUUCACGGAUAAUUACUUGCGCUUGGGAAUUAUGAGGAAUGACAUAUUCCCUGUGAUUAUGGGCAGUGAGUGCUGCGGUGUCGUAACGGGCGUGGGUAAUGGCGUAAGAGACCUCCAGGUGGGGCAGCGGGUCCUGUGCUUGAGAAUGCAGGGCGGUCUGUUCCGCCACAUCGUCCACGUGCCACAGGCGUGCUGCUUCGUGGUCCCGGACGCCAUGAGCCUCAGAACGGCAGUCAGCCUCGGUCUUAACUUCGUAGUGGCUCAUCUCUGUCUGUUUGAGUUUGGCUGCCCCAAGAGGACAAAAACCAUUUUCAUGGAUUCCAUUGGAGGCACAAACAGUUCGGCUCUAUAUCCAAAAGCCGCGGCAUGGGGAUUGAUUCGGCCGACAUGGGACAGCAAGCUGGUAACAACUGUAGAAAUGAUAAAGAAGAACCACACCAUGGUAGGUAUUAAUGUCGGCAGGUUGCUACAAACUUAUCCAAAGAAGAUACGAUUUGUUCUUGAUCGAAUAUUUGAGAUGCAUUCCAGUGGAAAGAUAACGCCUUGCGUUCAUUCCAUUCAACCUUUUGAAAGGGUUGUUGACGGACUCACGCAACUCUGCGAGAGAGAGAACUGUGGCAAAGUUCUCCUCGCAGUUGAUAAGAAGACCGAUGUCUGGGACGCACCAGUUCCUGUCUCAGGUCCGGCAUUCUCUCUCCCGGGUUGCUUCGGGCGUCCAGAAUGCAAAGACGAGCAGGCGGGGCUCGACGAAACGUGA
Schistocerca cancellata (South American locust) is the source of this 876-nucleotide messenger RNA. RefSeq names its product quinone oxidoreductase-like. NCBI's taxonomy places the organism in Eukaryota, Metazoa, Arthropoda, Insecta, Orthoptera, Acrididae. The transcript is spliced from 5 exons. Gene Ontology annotation, molecular function: oxidoreductase activity. The record is from RefSeq and is a predicted model, not a curated record. Bases 1 to 876 code for a protein of 291 amino acids.